ACCUGUAUACCCUAAGCUUUCGUUGUACACGGUAUACAAACAGCAUCAAAGCAUGCUGCUGUUCAAAUUCACAAAAUCUUGACAAACACUGCGAAGGAGGAACUAUCUGCCCAGCUUUAAGCCAUGGAGGUAGCCGGCAUUAACAACCAACAGGAGAAAACGGAAAACAGCGUGUCAGUGGAAAAUGCGGCGUCCACAAGUGCCGGCAUCACAAAAAGCUUGGCGCCGGAGCCCGAGUUUUACGGCAAGGCACAAAAAUACUGGUCGGAAGUUCCUGCGACGGUGAAUGGAAUGCUUGGAGGCCUGGGGUACAUCAGCGCCAUCGAUAUACAAGGUUCAAAUACCUUUCUGCGGGAGAUCAGAGUCCCUGGGAACAAGCUGGCCCUGGAUUGUGGCGCCGGAAUCGGAAGAGUCACAAAGAAUUUGCUGCUUCCGCGAUUCAGUCGUGUGGACAUCGUAGAGCAGGAUCCCGCAUUCGCCGAGAAGGCCAGAGAGUACUGCAGCUCUGAAGGAACAGGCGGAUCUGGGGAAUUGGAUGAGAUCUUCAAUGUGGGCUUGCAGAAGUUCGCGCCCACGAAGCAGUACGAUCUUAUCUGGAGCCAGUGGGUACUGGGCCACCUCACUGACCACGAUCUGGUGUCCUUCUUCCGGCGCCUGCGACAGGGAUUGGCGCCGGGCGCCUACUUCUGCAUGAAGGAGAAUGUGAGCAGCUCCAGGAAAACGGUAGAGGAUAAGCAGGAUUCCUCCGUAACACGGCCCCUAGAUCAAUAUGAACGUUUCCUUAAGGAAGCCGGUUUCCGUAUUGUGCGCAAGGUGAAGCAGCAAAGUUUCCCCAAAGGCCUCUUUCCGGUUUACAUGAUUGCCUGCAAGCCCGUUUCCAGGGAUUGAAAUAAUUAGUAGUUUAGAUGCGUACAGGAUGUACUCAAACAAUUGGACCAGGAAAUUAAAUGUCACAACACUAGCUAGUCACGAAAUUUGUAAUUUUUAGCAGUGAAUAAAUAGGCUUGAAAUGU
This is a messenger RNA of Drosophila ananassae, 1013 nucleotides long. Its product is annotated as alpha N-terminal protein methyltransferase 1. The record is from RefSeq and is a predicted model, not a curated record. The coding region runs from base 124 to 888 and encodes 254 amino acids. Gene Ontology annotation, molecular function: N-terminal protein N-methyltransferase activity. NCBI's taxonomy places the organism in Eukaryota, Metazoa, Arthropoda, Insecta, Diptera, Drosophilidae. Gene Ontology annotation, biological process: N-terminal protein amino acid methylation. The transcript has a single exon. Gene Ontology annotation, cellular component: cytoplasm.